Harpegnathos saltator (Jerdon's jumping ant) is the source of this 873-nucleotide messenger RNA. RefSeq lists its product as uncharacterized. The coding region runs from base 1 to 873 and encodes 290 amino acids. NCBI's taxonomy places the organism in Eukaryota, Metazoa, Arthropoda, Insecta, Hymenoptera, Formicidae. The transcript has a single exon. The record is from RefSeq and is a predicted model, not a curated record.
AUGAGGGUCACCCCCUUGAGGCGGGCGUCGUUGCCCCGUCUGGAGCUGUGCAGUGCACAGCUGCUCUCGCGCCUCAUGCAGGCCACGAUAAAAGCUACCGGUUGUGGCGAGCCGACAAUUUAUUGUUGGACGGAUUCCUCGGUCGCACUCCUCUGGAUUGGCGGAUAUCCAUCCAGAUGGACUACUUUCGUCGCCAGCCGCGUCUCGUUCAUACACGAGACCACAACGGAUGCCUCUUGGCACUAUGUUCCGUCCGGCGACAAUCCUGCGGAUUGCGCCUCCCGGGGUUUGUCGCCCGGCGGCUUAAGGCACGCUCUUUGGUGGCAUGGGCCUUCCUGGUUCAUUGGCGACCCGGCGGAGUGGCCUAGUGCACUCCGAGUCACUGUCGACCCGAGCGGUUGCGAGGAGCGCCGCAGAGUUCAUUUAGCGGCAGUAAACCUGGAGGACUGGUGCGGGGUUCUCCGGGCCUCUUCUUUCCGCAAGACCAUAUGCAUGAUGGCUUAUGUACGACAGUUUCUGCUGAUACCGCGGGUCCGCGAACCCCUCUCGGCGGACGAGCUGCGUAAGGCUCAGCUACGCCUGCUACGGAUCACGCAGAAUAAUUUCUUCGGAGACAAGUUGGCUCACCUGCCCGAGGAACGGGCGUUGGCCGUGGGUUCCGUGUUGCGCCCACUCAAUCCCGCGAUUUACGGGUGCGGCCUCCUGUGCGUAGGAGGUCGCCUACAAUUCUCGGCAUUGCCGGCUGACACACGGCAGCCGGUCCUGCUGCCUCGACAUUCUCAACUCGUUGCACUCGUUGCCCGGGAUGCGCAUGAGCGCACGCUGCACGGAAGAGUACAGCUUACUCUCGUCACGUUGAGGCGCCAAUUCUAG